GUCAGAAAGCGUUCAGAGUACACAAGAGCAGAGCAGCGACUACAACUCUUCUAACUGCGUGACAUUACGCAGAGGACGCGUUCAUCUCCACACACCAGGACCAGUCCAAAAAGAUCCAAAGGCUUCAAGUUUGGUCUCAUCUGGAUUUUGUCAUCAUCGUCCAUUAAGUCUUCUCUCCGUGGAGGCCGGUCCAGCGUUUCAAGCUGGACGGAGGAGAGACGAGCGGGGCCAAGGGCCCCGCCGAGGGCCCGGCUUUCGUGCUGCGACACAGAACUUCAAACCUCGUUGAACAUGCGACGGAUAGCACGCCUACAGAGCCCAUGAGUCCCCGGGAGAAAGCCGACACGCCCACCUCAGGUUCUCCAACCAGUCACCUCAACACCGCAGAGUGCAACUCCCACAAUGGGAGGGUCCUGGAGUGCGAUGAGGAGAGAAGAAAAAAAAAUGAAGAGGACGACAGAGGAAGCGAAGGAGAGGAGAAGGAGGAAGAGGAGGGGAGGAGCAGUGAUGAAGGUUUCAUGGGAAUGACUCCGCUGCUGCAGGCUCACCAUGCCAUGGAGAGGAUGGAGGAGUUUGUACACAAGGUGUGGGAGGGCCGGUGGCGCGUCAUGCCUCACGACGUGCUCCCCGACUGGCUGAAGGACAACGACUAUCUGCUUCACGGCCACAGGCCGCCCAUGCCUUCGUUCCGCGCCUGCUUCAAGAGCAUCUUCAGAAUCCACACGGAGACCGGGAACAUCUGGACACAUCUGCUAGGCUGUUUGUUUUUCCUCUGUCUGGGUCUGAUGUACAUGUUCAGGCCCAACAUGUCUUUUGUGGCUCCGUUCCAGGAGAAGGUGGUGAUCGGAGUGUUUUUCCUGGGAGCCAUCCUCUGCCUCUCCUUCUCCUGGCUCUUCCACACAGUUUACUGCCACUCUGAGGGCGUCUCCAGAGUCUUCUCCAAGUUGGACUACAGUGGGAUUGCCUUCCUGAUCAUGGGCUCAUUCGUCCCCUGGUUGUAUUACUCCUUCUACUGCUCCCCUCAGCCCUGCUUCAUCUACCUGAUAGUGGUGUGCAUACUGGGAUUGGCCGCCAUCACCGUCUCCCAGUGUGACUUCUUUGCCACGCCGCAGUACAGAGGAGUCAGAGCAGGAGUGUUUGUGGGUCUGGGUCUGAGUGGCGUGGUUCCCUCCCUGCACUUUGUCAUCAGCGAGGGUCUGAUCAAAGCGACCACCAUGGGUCAGAUGGGCUGGCUGCUGCUUAUGGCGACGCUCUACAUCACUGGAGCCUGUCUGUACGCCGCUCGCAUCCCGGAGAGGUUCUUCCCUGGCAAGUGUGACAUCUGGUUCCACUCCCACCAGCUGUUUCACAUCUUGGUGGUCGCAGGAGCUUUUGUUCAUUUCCACGGCGUCUCAAACCUGCAGGAGUUUCGCCACAAGGCAGGAGGGGGCUGCGCCGAGGACGGCACUCUCUAACGCACACAAACUGACUCAGUCAUUCACACACAUUUUGCACACACGCACACACACACACAUACACACACAAAACCUAAGAUACUCACACACACACUCUCCCCCUAAACUGAAGACCGACGUGGCUUGUCUGGUGUCUGUGUGCGUAGUACACAGGAUUGCCUCCAAAGGGGCGCCAUUAAAACUGACUGACGAGGGUUUUUGUUCCCUUUCUGUCUGUCUAUCUUUCUGUCGAUCUCCACCUCUUCUGGCUUUGUUGCUUCUAUAAAACUGCUCCAAGAUGGUGUGUUUUAUAAACCAGUUUUUGAGAUUCUGCUUUCUCAAAGGAAAUAUCUCUGUUUGUUUGUGAGGGAGGCAAGGCAUUCAAAGCCUCCCUUCAGUAGUGCUACAUUUUGUUCUGUGUCGAGUUCUGACAUUUAAGAGUUUAAUGGUUUGAUUUGAAAAGGAAGCAUAAUUGUGGCUUUAAAAAAAUACAUUUUGAAGUGUUUUUACUGAUGUUUUCUAAAUCACACUUAAGAGCAUUAGAAUAGGAUUAAAAAGAAAAAGAAUUGAGUGGAUUUCUUCCAUGGUGGUGAAGGUUGCAGGGUGAGAUGAUGGGAACCUGGGGUUAAUAGUCACUUUUAAAAGUAAAAACAAAAAAAACAAAAAAAAAAGUUUUCCAUGUAAAUAAGAUUUCUAAAUUUUGGGUUAUAGAUUUGUAUGAAAUAUAUAUGAAAAAAAAUGGAGGUGUUAUAUCUACACUUACUGAGGUGCAAUGGUGAGAAUAAUACAAUAUAACUGCGGUUGGUGGGAAGUGCUUCAUGUAAACUUCAUGUAGUCUGUAUAUGCAAGGACGACUAGUGAAGGCAAGGAGGAAAUAUACAGCACAGCAUCAGAAUCUUAUUUAACAAACAGCAACUUCAAAAGUCGCUGAUAUUGACAACUUAGAGUCACUUUUCUGGCCUAAAAAACUCGAAAUAUAAAGGAGGAGACGGCUCAACGACUGUCCUCUACUCGGUAUUUUCCACUUUUGUGUUUAACCGGCACCCUCGUGUUCGUCAAGCAUCACAAAGCUGGAGAACAGAUCUCAAAUCAGGCCUCAUGAAUAAAACGUUCCCCAUGUGAACAGUUGUGCUUUAAACCAAAUCUAAAGUCAAAAAACGAAUUUCCAUAUCAUCAACAUAAGUUGACUCUUUUAUAGUACAUGCCCUGAACUGAUUUGUGAAAACAUGUCGAGCAUAACUUAAAGAUAUUUUUUAUAAUAAGGCCCCAGAGUCAUAUUUAUGAUUUUGUUUUUGUUCAUUGUAGUCCUCCUUUGGAUACUCUGUCUUUUUGAUUGGAUUGCAUUCUAAUUCAUUCACUGCUGUUUUUGGUAUUAUUAUACUUUAUUUUCUCUUUUCUACUAUUUAUCACUUAUUUCUUGCAUUUAGCCAGAAGUCAUGUGAUGUUAGAGUAGAGAGGCUCAGAGUACCAAGUCUCUCUCGUCCUAAAAAUGUCAAAAAACAAGUCUCCUCUUAAGAUCUGAUACAGUUAACUACUUUAAGGGCACAUGAACUGCCUCGUAUAUGGAGACUUGGUGAUUAAAACAAGGGGAACCUUUUAAAAACGUGUUUUCUGGCAAUACCAAAAUCUCGCUCCAGCACAAUAGAAACGCACAAAAUGCAACAAUUCUGAGCUUAUCAUAAACUGUACGUCUAUGGUUGUUUGAAAUUGAGGUUUGCAUGUUUCUAUUUGAUGGAAGCUUUUUCUGAGCAGGAAUUUGAACACAAUUUCUCAGUGUUUCUUUUCUGUUCUUCAUUUUUUGUUUUAUCUAGUUCCUUAAUUUAUUUCUCUUGGUGAGCGCAAAUUGUCUGUUGAAGCACACGUUCCGUUAUGAUGGGAUGAGUGUUUGAUUGCAAUAGACCUUUAUAUCUGCUGUAUUGUUCUAAUAAAAAGUUUUUUUUAAAAUCUG
Anarrhichthys ocellatus (wolf-eel) is the source of this 3381-nucleotide messenger RNA. It is a transcript of the gene adipor2, whose product is annotated as adiponectin receptor 2. Gene Ontology annotation, molecular function: signaling receptor activity. The transcript has 8 exons. Gene Ontology annotation, biological process: adiponectin-activated signaling pathway. Lineage: Eukaryota; Metazoa; Chordata; Actinopteri; Perciformes; Anarhichadidae. The record is from RefSeq and is a predicted model, not a curated record. Gene Ontology annotation, cellular component: plasma membrane. Bases 321 to 1454 code for a protein of 377 amino acids.